Messenger RNA from Hyalella azteca, 5421 nucleotides. RefSeq lists its product as uncharacterized. The coding region runs from base 1 to 5421 and encodes 1806 amino acids. The record is from RefSeq and is a predicted model, not a curated record. The transcript has 4 exons. NCBI's taxonomy places the organism in Eukaryota, Metazoa, Arthropoda, Malacostraca, Amphipoda, Hyalellidae.
AUGCAGAAACGAAGACUCUGUGACAACUGCAAGUUGGUGACCGUCGAUAUCGACCGCUCCAAAAACUUCUUAAGUGGCUCCAACGUCGCAUCCAACAACUAUUCUCAUUCCAGCCAUUCUAACAUCCAUUUCACCCCUCUCAAUAUCCAGUCCGCACCCUUCAAUAUCCAGUCCACCCCUCUCAAUACCCAGUCCGCACCCUUCAAUAUCCAGUCCACCCCUCUCAUGCACGAUAACAACCGUCUUGAACGGCACGAUAACAACCGUCUUGAACGGCACGAUAACAACCGUCUUGAGCGGCACGAUAACAACCGUCUUGAGCAGCACGAUAACAUUUAUUCGGUAUUGCGUGAUAACAAUCGUCUAGAAGUGCACGAUAACAACCGCCUUGCAUUACAAAAUUAUCGUCUUGAUAACUGCGACAACAAUCGUCUUAGAAUGCUUGAUAACAGCUAUCUUGAAUUACGCGAAAACAGCCGCCUUACAAUGAUGAAUAACAGCUAUCUUGAAUUGCGUGAUAACAAUCGUCUUGAUAUGCAUGAUAACAACCGUCGUGAACUGAAUGAUAACAAUCAUCUUGAAGUGAAUGAUAACAAUCGUCUUGAACGGCGCGAUAACAACCGCCUUGAUCUGCUCGAUAACAACCGUCUUGAACCUGACGAUGAUCUUUAUCUUGGAAUACGCGAUAACAAGCGUCAGGAAAUGUACGAAAACAUGCGUCUUGGAGUGCAAAAUGACCGUUUUGAAGGUUUCGAUAACAAGCGCCUUACUUCUCUCAAUAAAUGUCGUCUUGAAAUGAGCGAUAACAGCCGUCUUGAAAUGUUUGAUUAUAACCGUUUUGAAAGUCACGAUAACAACCGUAUUGGAACGCAAGAUGACAAGCGGCUAGAGAUGCAUGAAAAUAACCGUCUUCAAGUGAACAAAAAUCGUUUUGAAAUUCCCAACAACAACUGCCCUGAAAAGAGCGAUAACAGCUGUCUUGCGAUGCACCGUGACAAUCGCCUUGAAGAACGCGAUAACAAUCUUCUUGAAAUGCGGGAUAACAACCAUCUUGUAACCGGCGCGAAUAACCUGUUAACAAUACCCACAAACAAUCCCGUGGGAAUGAUUCGCAAUAAUCGAGUUUCCGCUCAUAAUCUUCAGCAAACAAUCGAAUACAUUCGUACUGUUGACGGAGAAUCCGCCAGUGGCACCGCACAAACAUUCCUGAAUGAACGCCGACGUGAUGAAAGAGAACCGCACAACUUGAGUCAAACUCGCCUGAACUUGAGGCAGCUAAUUACACAUAACGAAUGUUCUCUCAACAACCGUAGCGGCGUUAUCCCUGGCAGACCUGAGUGUGAAGACAACUUAGACGAUGCUCAGGGACAAAACUUUUUCCUGAACUAUACAUUAUCUGAUGGCGUGCAACAGUUAGGUGGCUCACUAUCACAUGGGUUACAAUUAUCCAAUAGUCAUUUCCCACACACCCCAGAUUCAGAUCUCGUAGCGUCGAAUGGCUUACAACCAUCAGGCAGCUCAGUGUCUAAUGUUCCUCAGCCACUUCAUUGCGAACCGCCGAAUAAAGUACAAAAAUCGGGGUGCCUGUUGUUCAAUGAGUUACAACAUUUGAAUUGCAAACUUUCUACCGUACCACAACGAUCCUCGGUGGAUCCUUCAGUUGACUCGGGAAUCGCCGAUUCUGAGUGUGCUCCAUGCGUUAUUCGCAAUAACGUUCAUAAUGAUUUUAUUCGUCCUGAUGAGAUCGGCACUGGCUUUCCGCGAGAUGGCAAUGAGACAAAUGCGCAAGACCAUAACAUUCAACGCCAAUUUCGACAGUUGAAAAAUCAACAUCAGGAAGUAAUAUCACUGCAACAAUCACGAGGUCAUCAAAGUCAAGUUCAACAACGAAGGCUAAAAAUUCAACUUCGCAAUCCAAUACAACGUGAGCAGAUUCAAUUGGACCCGGCUGGUCCAUGCCAAACGAAGGCGUCGAGAGCGCCUGGUGAUGUUUAUUUUGACGACGGAUCAGCUGAAAUUGAAGAAUUUCCUUUCCCAGAACUUGGUGAGCCCAUUUUUCAGUGGCCGAAUUUUUGCCUUAGAGAGCUGGUUUACGACCAGGAAUCGACGCCAAGCGAGUGUGAAGUUCAUGAUGAAAUAGUCGCCGACUUUGCUACUGUUAAAAAUUGGCUCGAAAAUCCCCUGAACAAUGCAUCGGCUCGCCCAACGCUUGAAGAGCCCGCCGGACAAGAUGGUCAUGACGGCCGAUUUUACAUGUGUGUUCAAAACGAUUUUCCUCACGAUGACGCAGAAAUUAUUGAUGGCUGGGUAGAAGAUUCCGUAAACGAGUUAGAGAGACAAGUUCUCAAUGGACCUCUUGAUGAGGAAUAUUGUGAAGGCCAUUUCUCCCCGUCUGUUCAGAACAUGCUCGACACGCAACACAAUGAAGAAGGAAGCCCCACUUCAAAAGUUUUUGGCGCGAACAACGCUCGUGUUUCCAAGUCUCUCGAGUUUGAUGAAACCAGCAGCUCAGGUAUCAGAGAAUUGCGUGGUACGAUCAGAGAGAAGACGGGCGAUGAAGAGUCACGCGCUCAUUUUCGUCUGCGAAACUCGAAAGGCUGCGAUAUCUCUGCUAUGAGCAAUGAUGCUGAAGAGCCAGAUAAUUCUUUGAAAAAUUGUAUCGAUGACAAUAUCUCUUCAAGUAAUGAUCCUAGAGUUUUAUAUGCAUCAUCUUCUCAGGUUGGAAACAUUGAAUUGGUUAUCGAAAUUGAGCCUGAAGGUGAUGAAUUCUGCGAAAAGUUCAAACACAAUGAACUGAAUAGUGAAGAAUUCAGUGACUCCAUUCCCAAUGUCGCUGGCAUUGCGAAAGCCGAUGAUCAUCUGAGUCAUGUUCAAAAUGGAUCUACGCAAAAAAUCGGCGCAGAAAUUCACGAAUUUUGUGACGCUUCAGAUUCAUUGAACGCUGUGGCUGUACAAUCACAAUCACCAUCACUGAUCCAAAACGGACGCUUCGCUAUUUCCCCUACUGAGGACCAGGCUAUUUGUGGGGACUUGGGUUGCCCUCUUGUAGGAUACGUCGAAGAGGAACAAGCAUCAUUCACUAUUACAUGCAAUGCUGAAGACCAUGGAGUUGAAGACGAACUUCCUUCUGUUGUAGCACCCAUUGCACAAUCUUUACCAAAAGUAUCUUUCGGUUUGGGCGCUGAGGUUCACCCUGUUACCAAUACUAUAGGAGCCUCGUCAAGUUCAGUGAUUUAUACAACACAAUGCGGGGAUGCUGUAAAUGAGGUAGAAACUAUCGAUGAUGCCGUGGUCCUCCUGCACUCGCCAAGGACUGAUAUUCUCAACAACCAGGUUCCACCAGGUAUUCGCGCUAACAAUUAUUGGGACAACUUCCGCAGCAACACACAUCAAAAUUUACUGUCACACGCAGCACAACGUAAAGCUGAUCCGAAUAUCGCUUAUCGAGUAGUCGGCACUUCCAGAAACCAUAACUUUUCCACCCACGGUUCAGAUGCACAAAGUUUGAACUGUGAUUCGUGUCGUGGAUAUCAACCUUUAUUUUGCAGCAAUGCACGCACAAAAACAUGUGAGUGCACUUCAUCCUUGCAAAAGAUGGAGCUUGCUGCAACGGGUGCCACUCCGAAGUCUAACUCGAAUUCUUUCCACGUUCGCUGUGAUAACAAUUGCCACCAUCGGGUCCUAUCGGACGUCAUGCCAGCUUCUUUAUCUGAGAAUGACGUAUCGUCUUUUCCGGUAUACGAAGAUCUCGGUAUACGAAGUACCGGUAUACGAAGAUCUUUACACAAUUGCAGUCGAUCAUCUCUUCCAGAUCGCACAAAGUCAUAUGUUCCAAAUUACUUUCGAUCAUCAGCUACGGUUCGCGGCCAACAUUCCAUCACGAACGAAAGUUUAUAUCCACUCUCUCUUUGCACGCGAUGUUCACCUUCAGAUCGAUUUAAGCCUCCUGCUCCGGUGAACAGUGACGCUUGUGUUGACGGUCACUCUUUUCAAGAAUUUAAUGCAAUUUUGAACCCUGAUUGCAACGAGUCUUUGACUCCUAUUCGCGAUCAGCCUUUGUAUUUCAAGUGUAGUGAAUUAGCUGGUGCAAACGAUGGACCAUCUAUUGCCGAACGCAGUGGAUCAUCAGGCACAAAAUGCAGGGGUGUAUCGGUAUCAUGCGCUUCAAUUUUGAAAAAACCAUCAGAGUUGAAGAACAAUGAUUUGCAUGCCUCGAUUUACACUAGACCACUGGCGCCUGACUACAGUAGAGCUUCUGCCCUAAACUGCAGCAAAUAUUGUACCUCAGAUUGUGAUGCCUCGAACGUACGACCUCCGCCCACGGCAUCGAAUAAUGAACUAUACUCGAACUCAACCGCUGGUAGAAAGGGAAUCCUUUCUGCGCAACUGCCGAGGACGAACGGCUCUCAUGAACAAGAAGCGAUCCUAGUUCCAAAUGCAAAAUUCGUUUUGCGUUCUUUGCAUGAUCCUGAAUCCCAAACAGAAAACAGCCGACCUCAUAACUUUUGCAAAAAUAAUUCUGACUUGUAUUCAUCGAAACCCGUUAGUCAAUGCACGAAUAGGGACCAUUUUCACAAUGAUCAUCAGGAUUUACCCGUGACGAGCAUUGAAAUGAAACCGUCGUAUCUAGAAUUCCCGCCCUCUGAUACGAACUUCCCUCCCUCUAACGUGAACUUCCCUCCCUCUAACGCAAACUUCCCUCCCUACAAUGGGAGUUUCCCUCCACCUAACGCGACCUUCCCUUCCUCUUCUGCGAACUUCCCUCCCACUGAGGCAAAUUUUCCUCCCUCUAACGUGAACUUCCCUCCGUCUAACUCGAACUUCCCUCACUCUAAUGCCAACUUCCCUCACCCUAACGCCAACUUUCCUCACUCUAACGCCAACUUCCCUCACUCUAACGCCAACUUCCCUCACUCUAACGCCAACUUUCCUCGCUCUAACGUGAACCACCUUCCCUCUGACUCAAAAGUCCCUCGCUCAAACGAAGACCUCCCUCAAUCUAAAACGAACUUACUUGCUCACAAUGUGAAUACGCUUAAUUCUAAUUUGACUUUUCCUCCGUCCCAUUGGAGCUUCCCUCCGUCCGAAUUGAGCUUUCCUCCCUCUAAUGCAAGCUUUCCUCCCUCUAAUGCAAACUUUCCUCCCUCUUAUGCAAGCUUUCCUCCCUCUAAUGCAAGCUUUCCUCCCUCUAAUGCAAACUUUCCUCCCUCUAAUGCAAACUUUCCUCCCUCUAAUGCAAACUUUCCUCCCUCUAAUAACCGAGUGUCAUCCGUCAAGAACCGAGUGCCAUCCGUCAAGAACCGAGUGUCAUCCGUCAAGAACCGAGUGCCAUCCGUCAAGAACCGAGUGUCACCCGUCAAGAACCGAGUGCCAUCCGUCAAGAACCGAAUCCACUACUGGCUGCCGCCUCAACGCCAAUAG